Messenger RNA from Scatophagus argus, 3720 nucleotides. RefSeq names its product beaded filament structural protein 2, phakinin (gene bfsp2). Gene Ontology annotation, biological process: intermediate filament organization. Gene Ontology annotation, cellular component: intermediate filament. The coding region runs from base 1193 to 2512 and encodes 439 amino acids. The transcript is spliced from 7 exons. The record is from RefSeq and is a predicted model, not a curated record. Gene Ontology annotation, molecular function: structural molecule activity. Lineage: Eukaryota; Metazoa; Chordata; Actinopteri; Scatophagidae.
CCUCAUGUUAAACCAAGGAGAGGAAUCAGAAACACAACAGAUCAAUAAUUACCAACAAAACAAAUUUAAAAUCAAUUAAAGUGAGGUGUUGAUGGACAGACAGAUAAAUAAACAUAAAUAUAUAAUAAACUGAAAUGAUUUUAUUAUACAUUACAAUUCAGUUAAAACAAGAAUCUGUCAUUCAUUCAAGCUUUGUUUAACUCUCUUAGAAUCACAGCCUCAUCCUCAACAGAAUCAAAAUAAAAAAAAUCUCCUCAGACUUUAACAGCUUCAGUUUACGAUCACCACAUCUUCAGGGUUGUUGCGAGCGGACCAAUCAGCAGCCGACGCUCUUCGGUUCAUGCCAUAAACCCAGCCAAUGACAGAGACACCUGCAGGAUAACUUUACAGGUGUGUCAAGCUGCUUUCAGCUUCAGACUGAUUUCUAAAUGAAUUAUUUCCUCUUCAGAUGCUCUGAAGUCAGCAGGAGGAGAUGUCAGACGCAGCUGAUCAAUAAUAAUGAUUGAUCUGAUCCGAUUCCUGAUGAAGAUGCUGCACUGCUCCUUUACUGAGAGGACACAGAAGAUGUCCAUUGAGCCUCUGACAUCACAGAGUCAACCAUCAGUAACCAAUGAAGAUGUGACUGUGGUGACAAACUGUCACUUUGUUCACUUCGCUUCACGUCAGCUGCUGGGAAAUUUUCUGCUGCUGUGUUGGUAGUAACCACUUCCUGUUCGCCUGAACCAACCGUUUGUGUUCUGACGUCAGGAAUCUGGUUUCUUCUGGUUUCCGGAUUGUGUGUGUGUGUUUGUGUGUCUGUGUGUGCACUUGUACAUCAGACCAUCAGGUGUCAGCCAUCAUCGGGUCAGAAUACAAACUGCCACAAAUAUUUUUAGACGUUUGUGUAAACAGGAAAUGAAACGAUCAGACUUGUGAACCUGAAGUUAAGUUUUAGGUGUGUGUGUGUGUGUGUGUGUGUGUGUAGGUCAGGGUCAGCUGACCUCUGUGUGUUUCAGGACUCUUCCUGACCCCCUACUCUCUGCUGAUGCAGCUGAAAUUGAACUCUGUGUUUCCAUGAGAACAAAGGCUUCGUCACCGCAGCAACACAAACAGCCCCUGAACAAAGGCAGCCAUGUUUCCAGAACGCCGUCCUCCAAUAAAUCCCAGCGCUGAGCGGCGCCGAGCGGUUUGACACUGGGAGCUCCUGAGCAUCAUGCCUCUGCCCCGACGCCACUCAUCCUUCCUGGGACAGCCGUCCUGUGAACGUCCGGCCUCCACCUCCUGCAGUCGGAUCAGCACGGCUGGAACUGCCGCCCCACGAGGCGUCUAUGUGGGCUCCAGCCCCUCUGUGGGCGGGGCCUCCUGCCUGGGGACACGGGUGUCGCGGCGGGCUCUGGGUAUCAGCAGUGUGUUCCUGCACGGGAUGAGGAGCAGUGCGGCACCAGUUCUCCCCCGAGCCAGCGAGCGGGCAGCGGGUCACGGUGCGGCGGCGGCGGGACUGAACAGCUGUCUGAUGGAGUACAGAGACAAAGUGAGGGCACUGGAACAGCUGAACCAACAGCUGGAGGAGCAAAUCCGUCUCUGUCUGGACCGCAAAGCAUCCAGUGUCGGAGCCUGGGGGCCACUCAGGAGGGACUGGGAGGACAUCUACAGGCAGGUCAGUGAAGCCAUCCUGGAUAAUGCUCGUCUGAUGCUGCAGACAGAAAAUGUUCAGGCCAACGCUGAGGACUUCAAGGAGAGGUACGAGAACGAGCAGCCAUUCAGGAAGGCGGUGGAGGAGGAGAUUAGCUCUUUGUACAAAGUGAUCGACGACGCCAACCUGACGAAGGCUGAGCUCGAAGAGCAGAUGGAGAACAUGAGAGCUGAGUUACACAACCUGGAGCACAAUCAUGAGCAGGAUGUGCGAGUCCUUUACAAUCAAAUGGCAGGACGUGAAGUGGAUGAACCUGACGCACCCAUAGAAACCAGUCUGGACCAGAUCUUGGCCUACAUCAGGAGCCACUGGGAGAAGGUGACGGAGAGGAAUCGAGCUGAGACUGACAGCUACCUGGAGUGUAAGGAGUCGCAGUGUGUGAGCAGCAGACUGAGUCCUGAGGAGGAGCAGGUGGAGGCGCUGAAGGCCGAAUGUAAUGACACAGGCUGUAAGAUCCAUAGUCUGCAGGCCGAGACCGAAUCCAUCAGGGCUCUGAAAAGAGGUCUGGAGAACUCCCUGGGCGACGCUCAGCACUGGCACGACAUGGAGGUGCAGAAUCUGGGCUCAGUGGUGGCCAAGCUGGACGCGGAGCUGUCCGAUGUGCGUAGUGAGAUUGAACAGCAGCGUCGUGACUACGACACGCUGCUGAGCAACAAGCAGCGCCUGGAGCAGGAGAUCGGCAUGUACCACGGAAUCCUGGACGGAGAGGAGAGCCGCUUCCAGCCCGCAGAGAUGCCGUGUCCAGGACUACAUUCAGAGCCUGAGGGAGCUGCCAGUGUUAGUACUGCUCUGGACUCCAGGACUGACAAUACAGGACCUCCAGGACCUCCAGGACAUUGAUCCUAGCGGAGGGCCAGAGGAGCAGACUCAAGUCCAGCAGAGACUUUCUGGAUGUUUGAGUUUAUUCAGAUAAACGUAGACUCCGUGAGGUUGGAUGGGUCUCUGCUGGAGGAUUUUCUACCUGGUGACGUGCGCAGGUCUGAAUGAUGCCGAGAACCUGCAGGAAGCCCAGAGGCAGCGGUCAGAGUGAUGUCAGUCAGGGUCUGAAGUCAUGCGAUCUGAGCAUGAAUGUGAUGUGAUAAAGAUCAAUCCUCAGUUACAUGCCCGAGGUCCCAACCUGGACUGGUCCUUAAGUGCAGGCUAUUGAAGAUCCUGGUUCUGGAUUAGUCCAGCUUCUGUGUGGUCAAGAUGAGACAUUUUGUUAUGAUGCCAUGUCAACAGCACAAGAUGUUAUGAGAAGAUUCUGAUUCAGGUUAGCCAGUUCCCAGAACAGUCCAGACUGCAGAGGGUUCUGCAUCAACUGCAUUAGCUUUAACUGGACGCUACAGAACCAGAAAAGGACACGUGCAGUCAGCUGCAUGACAACUGAACCCAGAAGACUCUCAAAUGCUUCAUUACACUGCGUUUAUGCUGUGAGUGAUGGACAGACUGUCAUAUUUAUAUUAUCUUCAUAUUUACGACUUCAGUCAGUUGAUUGAGGGAUACAAAGUAUAACAAAACAAAUUUUGUCUGAAUUUCACUAAACGAAGGUUGUUUAUCUGCUCAUCUGUUUUCAGAUGUUAGUGUCAGUGAGUGGUGAGUCAGAACUUACCUUCAGAAGUUUGCUUUAAGUGAACAAAGUCUCCAAGUCAGACUCUUUACUUUAUAACAUUACCUGUACGCAGCACUAAAGUCUGCCACUUCACUGAUGCCUUUCAUGUGGCAUUAACACCUCAACACACCUGGGAGACACGCUGAGGUCACGUGAUCAGUUCAUGACUUAAUGAGUUGACAAGGGUCACCUGAAUGAUGUUAAACUAGGAAUCAGCUCACAAAGGAUUGUGGGAUACUGACGACUUGUGAGACAGCAGCUGAAUGAAUGCAACACACCUCACAAAGUUGUGGUGACAGGUGUGCAGCAGGUGACAGCAGGUGAUGCAGGGCUCAGUAAAACAUACUUCCAUCAACUUCAGCAUUAUUUGUUUGACUUCUGAUCAACAAAGCACUUGACUGAUUCAGUGUUUUUGCGGUAACUGAUUGAUUGAGAAAAUAAAAGCAUCUGAAAGUGA